Messenger RNA from Dicrocoelium dendriticum, 1752 nucleotides. The record is from the annotation of a GenBank genome assembly. NCBI's taxonomy places the organism in Eukaryota, Metazoa, Platyhelminthes, Trematoda, Plagiorchiida, Dicrocoeliidae.
AUGUUCGUUCCGUGGCACAAGUGCCCAGGAGCGUCCAACUGGAUCAGUUACAUUGGCGUAGUGAAUCGCAGUCAGCGCGAUAUCGAUGGCCACAAAGAUAUCAAGGCUGCCCUGGCCGCGGAGCGUAAAUUCUUCCUCAGCCACACUUCCUACCGACACAUGGCGGAUCGCAUGGGCACUCCGUUUUUACAAAGCACUCUCAAUCAACAGCUCACUAAUCACAUUCGAGAUACUCUGCCUGGGCUACGAAACAAGCUGCAGUCGCAGAUGCUCGCUGUGGAAAAAGAGGUGGAGGAGUAUAAGAACUAUCGGCCAAGUGACCCUUCCUUCAAGACAAAGGCCCUUUUACUGACUGUCCAGAGUUUCGAAAAUGACUUCCACCAAGCGAUCGAUGGUGGUGGCGCUGAAAUCGACACUAAAAAUCUGUCAGGUGGUGCUUUGAUCAAUCGCAUCUUCCAUGAACGCUUUCCUUACGAAUUGGCCAUGAUCCAAACGGACGAGGAAGAGUUGCGAAAGGAGAUCAGCUACGCCAUUCGCAACAUUCACGGUAUCCGCACCGGUCUGUUCACUCCGGAUCUGGCCUUCGAAACCAUCACUCGAAAACAAAUUGAGAAAAUGAAGAUCCCAUCCGUCAAAUGCGCCGAUCUGGUUGUUAAUCAGCUCACCGAGGUGGUUCACUGUUGCACCAGCCGUAUGGAAAAUUUUCCGCGACUUCGCGAGGAAACCGAACGCAUCGUGAACCAGUGGAUCCGAGAACGUGAGAUUCGCGCAAAGGAGCAGAUCAUUCUACUGGUGGACAUCCAGUUAUCUUACAUGAACACAAAUCACGAGGACUUUAUCGGAUUUGCCAACCACAUACGUCGUACACGCCUGAGUUUCCCACCAACCGACGCAUUACCUCGUUCUUAUUCCACUCGCUCCAACGUCAUCCCAUCCGAAGACCCCGGCAACAGACUUCGUGAAGACCAGAUCCCUACGCAAUCUGAUAUUCUCAUUAUUGGUGGUGGCCUUAUCGGCUGGUCCGUCGCGUUCUGGAUGAGAUGGACAACCAAAUUUGGGGUCACUGUGGUGGAACGCGAUCCAACUUACCGUUGCGCAGCUUCCUUCUUGGGCCUUGCUUCCUGCAGACAGCAGUUCUCCGAACCGGAAAACAUUCAAAUGUCCCUAUUUGGUAGUGAAUUUAUACGGAACAUCCGAGACUAUCUCACUGUGUCCGAGGAUCUACCCCUAGAUAUUGAGUUCAAUCCUCAAGGGUGCCUUUUACUAUCUGACCAAUCACAAGCGGAAAAUAUGCUGUACAAUUACCAGUUACAGACUGAGCUUGGAGCGAAAGUAGAGUUACUCGAUAAGGAAACUCUGAGCUCUCGCUGGCCAUGGUUGAACUUAGAUGGUAUUGAACUGGGAUGCUAUGGAUAUGAAAAUGAGGGGUGGUUUGACCCUUGUCUCCUAUUAAAAGCCCUUCGAGCCAAGUCUGUACUUCUGGGUGUUAAUUAUGUCGUUGGCGAGGUUGUAGAUUUCAACGCCUCUCCGCAUCUCUUGGAGAUCAGUUUUCCCGACAUGCCUCGACGUCCUCCUGUGGUGGGGCGAUUACUGAGGGAAGCCAUUAUCGCUUUACCUAGCGGAUCGACGUCCAACAUUACCUUCGCUAAUGUGGUCAAUGCAGCUGGCCCUUGGGCAGCGGAUGUAGCCCGACUGGUCGAAAUUGGAAACACCGAACAACUCUCGGUUCCCCUACCUGUGGAGCCACGGUAA